This is a messenger RNA of Dentiscutata heterogama, 531 nucleotides long. NCBI's taxonomy places the organism in Eukaryota, Fungi, Glomeromycota, Glomeromycetes, Diversisporales, Gigasporaceae. The record is from the annotation of a GenBank genome assembly.
GCUAUUAUUGUUUUGAGGGAAGAGUUGGACUAUUUUACUAUACCUCCAAAAUCUAAAAAAAAGGCUCCGUCUCCUUCUUCACCAGUAGAAAUUGACAAGGAUGCUGUCGAAAUGGAUACAGUUGAACCUGCGAUUAACAUUUAUGAAUUGAAAACUGAAUGUGGCACUUAUCUUCUUCAUCAGAGGAAGAUAUUUACCGCUUUACAACGUAAUGUUAAUAAGGAAAACAACGUAGCUGAACAGCAUUUGAUAGAUAUGUUAUGUGUUUCCGGUUUUUCAAGGGAUGAUGAAUGGGGUUAUCGUAAUAUUGAACCUCAUAAGACAAGUAUUGUAAGCAUUGCUCUUGUAAUAUUAAAGACAACGGGUCAGAGUAACCAAAUGGCUACUGCUCAAAAAUUGUUACUGUUUUGGAGGAAACCGGCGAGAAAAUGUUGGUGGGAUGGCUUGGAAGUUACAGUCGGUGAAGAUAAAGCCAUACCUGUUCGACUGUGGUGCAGGCGUACAUGGACUUUGGAGUUAGCUUUGGUUUAA